Molecule: messenger RNA, 2444 nt
Organism: Pseudogymnoascus verrucosus
Lineage: Eukaryota; Fungi; Ascomycota; Leotiomycetes; Thelebolales; Thelebolaceae
Exons: 3
Coding region: 226-1965 (579 amino acids)
Cellular component (GO): cytoplasm
Molecular function (GO): oxidoreductase activity, acting on NAD(P)H; 2 iron, 2 sulfur cluster binding; flavin adenine dinucleotide binding
Source: RefSeq, a predicted model, not a curated record
GUUGAUGAUAAACUCCUGUCGACUGCCGGUGCCAAGACCACGGAUAGUCGGCGCUUCAGUAAGCCGUCCCUCAAUUAGAGUAUGACGACAUGUGCUAGCUGCCGCACAGCUACCCCGCAGCCAAUAAACAGGGCCCAAUAGUUAAUGACCACGACCUCUCCACCCUCCCAAUCAACAUAGCCCUCCCUGCGCCAGACGAAACAUAAUUACAAAUCCCAUGAGUAGAUGAUCUCCUCAAAGCUUCUAUAUAACAGUAGUCUGCGACAGAUUGUUCGACAGGCUCCGAGAGCAUUUAAAAAUCCGAUUUUCGCAGUUACAGCGCAGACGAGAGCUAUGGCGACGGAAUUCAAGAUUAAGAACCUUGCGGCGCUUGAUUUGAAGCCGGGGGAGAAGAGGCAGGUUGAGGUGGAUGGGGUUGAGGAUGGGAAGGUCUUGUUGCUGAAUGUUGGGGGGAAGACUACUGCUGUCGGUGCUAGAUGCACUCAUUAUGGUGCCCCGCUUGUCAAGGGAGUUUUGACUGGAGAUGGCAGAAUUACCUGCCCAUGGCAUGGAGCUUGCUUCAACGCAACGACGGGUGAUAUUGAGAACGCCCCAGCCCUUGAUAACCUCCCCGUCUUCGGGCUCGUCGAGAAGGAUGGCGGUGUCUAUGUCACAGGUGCGCAGGACAAGAUCAAGGGAAGCAGGAGAAAGCCAAAUAUCAAAUGCUCUGCUGUGAAGCCUGAGAACAUCGUUGUUGUGGGAGGCGGGUCGGGGGCCAUUGGUACUGUUGAGGCGCUUCGCGAACAGGGUUAUAAGGGCUCCAUCACUUUGAUCAGCAAUGAGGGAUACCUGCCAAUAGACAGGACGAAGCUGUCUAAGGCUCUGAUUGCCGACCCGGUCAAGAUUGGACUGAGAGACCAGCCAUGGUUUGACGAGGCGGGGAUCACCACUGUCACUGAUGAGGUGACCGAGGUUGAUUUCCUCACUAAGAAAGUGCACACGAGAUCUUCGAGCGUGUAUCCCUACACCAAGCUGGUGCUCGCAACUGGUGGAACCCCUCGCCAGCUCCCACUACCAGGCUUCAAGGAGCUCGGAAACAUCUUCGUGCUACGAAACAUCCAUAAUGUCAAAGACAUCCUGGCCGCUAUUGGCGAGAAGAACAAGAAGAUUGUUGUCAUCGGCAGCUCUUUCAUCGGCAUGGAAGUUGCCAAAGCCACAUCUAAGGACAACACCGUCUCGGUGGUGGGUAUGGAGAAGGUUCCCCUCGAGCGCGUCAUGGGCGAGCAAGUCGGCUCCUACCUACAGAAACAACUCGAGGCAAUCGGCGUUAAGUUCCACAUGAACGCCGGCGUCGACAAAGCCCUGCCCUCCGCCUCUGACCCCUCCAAGGUCGGCGCCAUCCAACUCAAAGACGGCACCAAACUCGACGCCGACCUCGUCAUCCUCGGCGUCGGAGUCGCGCCUGCAACCGAAUAUCUUAGGGGCAACAAGUCCGUGCAACUCGCCAAAGAUGGCUCCCUAACUGUCGACGGGGACUUCCUCGUCCAGGGCGUCGAUGGUGUCUACGCCGUCGGCGACAUCGCGACGUACCCUUACCACGGCCCCGGCGGCAACGGCGCCCCGGUCCGCAUCGAGCACUGGAACGUAGCGCAGAACUCCGGCCGCGCAGCCGCCGCACACAUCGUCUCCCCAACAGUGGCGCGCAAGCCAUUCAUCCCCAUUUUCUGGUCAGCGCUCGGGGCGCAGUUGCGGUACUGCGGGAACACGGUGACUGGGUAUGAUGGGAGCGUGGUGCAGGGGUCGCUGGAGGAGUAUAAGUUUGCGGUGUUUUAUACGAAGGGGGAGGAGGUGGUGGCGGUGGUUACUAUGGGGAAGGAUCCGGUGGUGUCGCAUGCGAGUGAGUUGAUGAGGAGGGGGAUGUUGCCGGGGAAGAAGGAGUUGGAGGGGGGGCUGGAUAUCUUGACGAUUGAGGUUCCUGCUUUGUAAGUGGUGUGUUAGGAUUGGGGUUUAUGGGAAGUAAUAUGGCAAUGACUUUUGCGAGUUGAGUUGAUCUCUAGCUCUUGCGGACAGAAAUGAGAGAAUAUUCCACAGUGCCUCGUCCAUCUUGCCUGGGGCUGAACAAAUGAGCGGAUACCUUGCCAACCCCGAACAGUUGUGGACACUAACAAGACUCAAACGAAAAUGUACAAGGCAAACAACUCCUCCGGCAGCGUAUGCUCAUUGGUUUAGCCGCGUUGAACUCGUCAAGAAGCACCACAUUAUUAAAUCGUGUGAAGGCAGUAGGUAGCCAAGUGUUGACGACUAAACAACUUCGUCAUCGACCUUCUGCCUCAUAGGAGACAAUGCGGUGUGGGCGGUGGUGCCGUGCUUAUAAGUCGGAGCGAUUCUUUCCCCGAGGCCCCGUACAAUAUCUGGCUUGUUACAAGAAUAGUUAUCAUCAUUUUUAUUAUAAGUGUUCAUUGGGC